AUGGAUGAAGACUUUAAAACACAGGUGCUUGACUCUGCUCUUCAAAGUCCAUCAGGAACAUUACUUUCCAUUCGGCUGCUAGACUUUAAAACAAGUUUAUUGGAGGCAAUAGAAGAACUGCGUAUAAGAAGGGAAACAGAAAAUAUUUAUGAAGAUCAAAUCAACAAAAUUGUUGUAGAGAAGCAGGAACUUGAAUGGCAGAAGGAAACUCUUCAGCGUCAGACAGACACACUGCACCAGCAAAACAAAGAAGCUAUGGCAGCUUUCAAAAAACAGUUACAGGAGAAGAUGUUUGCCAUGGAAGAAGAAAAGGGAAAAUAUCAACUUGCUGUAGAAACAAAAGAAAAAGAAAUUGAUGGGCUGAAAGAAGCAUUAAAAGCAUUACAGAUCUCAAAAUACACUUUACAAAAGAAACUGAAUGAAAUGGAUCAAAAAUUACAGAUGCAUUUAACAGCAAAAGAGGAGCAUCACAAGAAGCUGAAUGAAGUUGAGAAGUGUUACACUACUAUUGCAUGUCAGUUUGGAAUCAUAAAAGGUGUUCAUGGAAAACUGGAGCACAGUGUACAGGAAGCCAUACAGCUCAAUAAGAAGCUAACAGCAGUGAAUAAAAGACAAGAGACUGAAAUAAGUAAUCUGAAGGAAGAACUGAAGAAAGUAACUACAGACUUGAUAAGGUCCAAGGUCACAUCUCAGUACAGGGUGGGAGAAGAAAACAUCAAUCUUGCAACAAAGGAGAAACAGUUUCAAGAACUGCAACAGAAAUACAGAAUGGAGACAGCAGUUAUUAAAAAAGUUCAAGAGGAAAACACUCACAUUAAGGAAGAAAAGCUGGAAAUUCUCAGCUCUCUACAAUGUGUACAGGAGCUGCUUCAGCGAAUAACCCGAACGAAUGUUACAAUGGAAAGUGAAUUAAAUGCACUGAAAGAAGAGUAUCAGACCCUUGAAAGAGAUAAUGAGCUGCAAAGGGAGAAGGCAAAGGAAAAUGAAGAAAAGUUCCUUAAUCUUCAAAAUGAGCAUGAGAAAGCACUAAGAACUUGGAAAAAAGAUGAGGAAAACAUGAGAAGAGAAAUAGACACUCUUAAAAAUGAAUGGAAUUCCCUUAAAGGAUUUCAUAGACAUCUUGAAGAUUAUCCUCCUCCUCAGCAAAAUCAGCAUUCUGAGCAAGUGGCAAACCUGCAGAGUGGUCAAGAUCACUCAAAAGACAGUGAAAUACAGGCUGCUCAGGAAGAAAAUGUAUAUAUUAUAAGAAAAGAUGGUCAUUUUGGAGAUGAAGAAACUGAAGUAAAAACCACAAUGGACUACUCUUCAAGCAUUGAGGAAUUACAGAUAGAACAAAAUCUACAAGUUCUUGAAAACAGUUUUAAGGAUGAAAUUAAUGUUGCUAGCCUUUAUGAAGAAAAGCAAGGGGAGGCUUCUCCCAGGAAUACCCUCUCCACAGAUACCGAUUUAAUUACCCAAGGACAGACCUCAGAAAUACAUGUCACUGAGUGCAAAGAAGCAGAAAAUCUAGAAGCAACACAUAGAAUGUCACUGAAUGAAAACAAUGCCAAUUUAGAACAAAAGCUCCAGGACAGCACUGAGCCAUUGACAGCAUGCCAUACACCAACAAGAAAGGUUCUUUUAGACAGCACUGUAGGUGCCUACAAGAAAAAUGGAAAGCAGGACACCGACUCUAGCAAGCAAGCAUUGUGCAGUACUGCAGAUGAAUCAGUUUGUGACCAAGCAGAUACAAAAUUCAAUACCAUACAACACAACGCAAGUAUCCUUACACCUGAAGCACCCAAAACUGAGUCUGAAGCACCCAAAGCUAAGUCUGAAGCAUUUCUUUGCACUGAGAAGAAUGCUGGGUGUGAGAGAAGUACAAGUAAUCAUCCAGCUAAGGAGUUAAGUUUUGGCAUCCUAUCUUAUAGUAAAGAAAAUUCCCAGACAGAAUACCAAAAAUGUAGCUUGCUGGACAGGGACAAUUAUGUAGGCAAUGAAUUACAUAAAACAGAAGAAAACUUGUUAAAUCUGAGUGACUUCCAUAGAGAUAAACUUCCUUUAGAACAGGCACACCUUGAUGCUGAAGACAGAAGUUACGACGACGGUGCCAGAAACGUAGACAGAAAUGGUGCACUGAGGAGUGCGGGCACCCCCACAGCUGAUGCUCAAGACCUACCAGCUGUUUCUUUUGGCCGUGCAAGCAGUGAUGAUGCCACAAAAAGACAUAGUGAUGCUAUGUCUGUCUUAAGCACUUUCAAUUUAUGUCCCCCAAAAUUAGAAAGAGGAAUAAAUGUGGAUGACGUGCACAGCAAGCAACCCAAACAAGACAGUACUGAACAAACAGGGCAUGCUACAAAUACAUGGACUUCAAAUGCUGAAACCAUAUCUCCACUAAAGGCUGAUGUUCUUAAAAUAAUUAGUGAAAAAAAAUCCCAAACAGACAGAAUUGGUACAGAUGAACUAAUUCCAUGUAAAAAAGUUAAUUAUGAUAUUCAGAUACACUCAAUCAAAACUGGACAUUCCCUAGAGGUUAAUAAUUCCUCAAAUAACACGUUGUUAGAAGAGAAAAAAGACUCACUGAAUAGUACAGUUCCAGGAAGGAAGUUUGCUGAGGGUCACCUGAAAGAAUCAUGCGUUUUACCCAUGAGAACAUCUGGAAAUUUAGUAAACAUAAGUGGAAGGUCAUCCUUUGAUCUUUCAACCUCAGAUAAAAAAGCUGAGAAAACUCCAGUAUACUUAAAUGUUUUGGACCCCAGUUCUUGUUCAGGAGUAAAUCAAAUGAGAGGUCAAGCUACUUGGACUUCCACUUCCAAGGAACCUUCCCUUUUGACAGAGGAUCUACUUUGCUUAGUGGAAAACACAAAGGUUAUUUCAAAAACACAGCAGCAACAUAUUGGUGAAAAUGUUGACAGAAGAGAAAAAGGACUAGGUUCUACCAGUUUUAACAGAGCCGUCGACACUUUGAAUACCCCUAAUAUCCACCGAGACCCCCAGGGAGACCUUAGUGAAGGAUGGAAUGUUACAGCAAAGACUUUUUAUGAUUCUUCUUUUCCCACAAAACAUGUGAAAGAAGGAUUUACUGCUUCACAGCAUGAGCAGAAGUCUUCUCAACUGACUGUAACUCCAGAAACAAGUGAAAUCUCCAAGUGCGCUGACAACAGCUCUUCUAUUCCCAACUCCACUAUACAAAACCAGAUAGAAGAAAUUGAGAAAAUUCUGAAUUUGGAGAGACUUCAUUCAGCAAGAAAAAGAAAAUAUGAAGGCCAGUAA
Molecule: messenger RNA, 3252 nt
Organism: Merops nubicus (carmine bee-eater)
Lineage: Eukaryota; Metazoa; Chordata; Aves; Coraciiformes; Meropidae
Gene: CCDC73
Product: coiled-coil domain containing 73
Exons: 17
Coding region: 1-3252 (1083 amino acids)
Source: RefSeq, a predicted model, not a curated record